Xyrauchen texanus (razorback sucker) is the source of this 6480-nucleotide messenger RNA. It is a transcript of the gene znf271, whose product is annotated as zinc finger protein 271. Gene Ontology annotation, biological process: regulation of transcription by RNA polymerase II. The record is from RefSeq and is a predicted model, not a curated record. Gene Ontology annotation, molecular function: DNA-binding transcription factor activity; RNA polymerase II cis-regulatory region sequence-specific DNA binding. Bases 69 to 3371 code for a protein of 1100 amino acids. The transcript has 13 exons. NCBI's taxonomy places the organism in Eukaryota, Metazoa, Chordata, Actinopteri, Cypriniformes, Catostomidae.
CUGGCCGAGGACGUGCAAUGAUUUAAUGUGAUCAGACACAGAAAAGUUACAUUCAAAUACCAUGGUACAUGAAGAUGGUAAUCAGUCAGCGUCAUGGCAUGGAUCUGAGCAUGAAAUCAUACAGUGACCCGGAGGGAGUGGGUCUCUUUCCUCUGGCUGGAUGUGGCACUGGAACACAUGAGUCUGAUUUAGGGGAGGAGGAGAGAGCGCUUGAUCUACGCUUAUCAAACACCUUGUUUGAACUGGAUGACCAUGAAGAGGAACUGUGCCAUUCUGCAAGUGUGAAGCCUUUUCAGUGCUCUCAGUGUGGGAAGGGGUUCUCUCGUAUACAGCAUCUGUCCGAACAUGUACGGAUUCACACAGGCGAGAGGCCUUACGAGUGCUCUGUAUGUGGAAAGACUUUCACCCGGGAAAGAAGCCUCAAGACUCAUCUGAAAGUACAUACGGAUGCAACGACCUUCCACUGCACAAUCUGUGUUAAAAACUUUGCCCUCCUAUCCUCCUUGAGAAGACAUGUGCGGACAUUUCAUCAGGGUCAUGAUGUCAGUACGGAGGGUAGAUGCCUAAUUUGUGUUGAAUGUGGGAAAAACUUUGCAUGUCAGUUGGAGGAACAUGAGCUGACACACACCGGAGAGAUUUCUCAUCGCUGCCCUGACUGUGUCAAGAACUUCAAUAAAUUAGAAGACUUGAACCAUGUGGAUGCUCAGAAUAUUGAGAGGCCUUGCAGUUCUGUGGCCUUAGAAGAUCAAUCCAAACACAUGCAAACUGACAUAAGUCAGGACAAUAGUGACUUGUCCUCUACGGAGCUUUUAGAAAAUAUUACCAGUGAUGGACUGACCGAUGAACAUAUGGGCCAAAGUGAAGAGGAAGUGGAGGCCGAGAGAGCUCCAUCUCCUUCAUCAGUGCUCUCUCAUGAGUCUGCACUUUCUACUGAAAAAGCCAUUGAAACGAGAGACGCACUUCAAGAAGAACAGCUCACAGCUCACCAGCAAAUUGACGAUGAAAACAAGCCUCACCAAUGCGAUCACUGUGGAAAGAGAUUUAACAAACAAGCAAAGCUUCGAAUUCAUCUGCGCAUUCACACUGGAGAGAAACCUUACCAGUGCACCCAAUGUGGCAAACAUUUCAGUCAAGCAGUAAACCUUAGAAAACAUCACCGUAGUCAUCAUACGGAGGAGAGACCAUACCACUGCACACUCUGUGACCGCAGAUUUUCUCUCUCGUUUUCCCUGAUUAAGCAUCAACGCGUCGCUCAUCCAGAACAAUUGAGUGUUGAUGAAAGGAAGCGCUUCACCUGUCCUUUCUGUGGGAAAAUGUUUGGACGGCAUCAAGAUAUGGAGCAACACAAACGAAUUCACACGGGAGAGAGACCAUUCCGCUGCAUUGUGUGCAACAAAAGUUUUCGGCAACGUUCGGUUUUGAUAGUGCAUCGUAAAAUUCAUACCGGAGACAAACCUUUCGAAUGUUUCAUAUGCUUCAGACGGUUUUAUGGAUCAGGAGAUCUGAAGACACAUAUAGGGACUCAUACUGGUGUGAGACCACACAGUUGCCCCUUGUGCUCCAAAAGCUUCCCUCGUCCCAGCAGCCUGCAAGCACACAUGCAUUCUCAUCUCAACAAGUUACAGGAAGUUGGCGCUCUAACCACCAGAGCUAAGGAGGACAAGGGUGAACUGGAUGAUGUGGAAGGAAUCUCGGGAAGUUCUUCUUCAAUGCUUUCUGAAAACCCUGGAGUUUCUGAAAACAAAAUGAGCACAGAGGAGCCCUCCAGUGAGCUGGCUAGUGUUUUAAUGUCCCAGUCACACCAAAUAGAGCCUGAGACUGGAUUUGGUCCUUCAAUGAAUCAAGUCCAUUAUGAUGAUCAGAGUUCCAGUUCAGAGCUAAUAGAUCAUCAGAAGCCUUACCAUUGUACCAUAUGCAACAAAACCUUCUCUCUCUCACUAUCUCUGAAAAAACAUCAGCUAAUAUUUCAUCCAGAUCAGCAUGCUGACAUUGAAGGGAAGUGCUUCCCUUGCUCUUAUUGCGGGAGGAAGUUUGGCCGGCGUCAGGGCUUGUUACAGCAUGAGCGCAUUCACACAGGUGAAAGGCCCUACAACUGCCCCACCUGUAACAAAAGCUUCCGGCAGCGAUCAGCUUUGGUUGUGCAUAUUAAAACUCACACAGGAGAAAGGUCCUUCCUGUGCUUUGUGUGCAGCAAAAGCUUUUAUACCCCGGGAGACUUGAAGAAACAUCUGGAAAUUCAUACUGGAGUGCGGCCACACAACUGCCCGAUAUGCUUCAAGGGUUUCGGACGCCCCAGUUUCUUGCAAGCUCACAUGCGAAUCCAUGAAAAAGCCUCUUCAAAUACCUUUACAGUUAAACAGGAAAGUGGAGAGGAGGAACCAACAGACAGUCCAAAAGUUGACUUACAAGAGAAGCCAUUUGAAUGCUCUCAUUGUGGGAAGAGAUUCAUUCAGGAUUGUAUGUUUAAAAUCCACCAGCGGAUUCACACAGCAGAUAGACCUUACAAGUGCUCGGAGUGUGGCCUGAGUUUUCGCUGGAGGAGAAACCUGAUAGCCCACCAGAGUGGCCACCUGGGCGACAAUCCUCUCAAGUGUUCAUUGUGUGAUGAAACAUUCCUCUCUGAAGCAAGUCUGAAAAAACAUCAAGAUUCAUUUCAUACUGCGGUCUCUCAUACCUGCAGUCUGUGUCUAAAGACGUUUACUCAAGCAGCCGGACUCAGGAAACAUGUGCGAUAUGUUCACGAGGGAGAGAGACCACACAAAUGCUCUGAGUGCGGGAGAGGAUUCGUCAAGCUUUCAGACCUUGUGCGUCAUCAGCGUCGCCAUCAUUAUGACAGGGGGGACGAACUUUUUCAGUGCUCGCAGUGCGAGCGAAGCUUCAGUCAUCCUAGCAGUCUUGUUCUCCACCGACGAACUCACACGGAAGAAAAACACGAGUGCCCAAAAUGUAAUAAGAUAUUCAGUCAGCCGGGACACCUUAAGGUUCACCUGCGUACUCACACCAAAGAGAAUAAACCUAAGUUCGAGUGUCCUGAAUGUGGGAAGAGUUUUGGCCAAUCCAAAGAUUUGGUGGUUCACCAGAGGGUUCAUACCGGAGAGAAACCGUACCAGUGCCCUCAGUGCAAGAAGAGUUACCGACAGUUUGCACAUUUGUCCGUACAUCUGCGGAGUCACACGGGGGAGAAGCCUUACCAAUGCCCUGUAUGUCUCAAAUUCUUCGCACAUUCGUCAUCCAUGAAAAAACACUUGCGAGUAAUGCAUGCAGAGGGGAAGGAUUCACCAGCAGCAAGGCAGGUUGUGAAUGUGACUGUUGGUGUAGGUACAUCCAGCUCAACUGUAGUAGUCAAGCAAGAACCAGAAUCUGAUGACUAAUAUGAGUGUCGAGUCAAAUCAGAAGAAAACUGCUUUGCCAUAAUGGAUUAUGUAAAAGCUGUAACCGUUUCUUCAGCUCCAUCCAGUGCAGUAUCAUCAUUGACUGUUAAAGACGAUCCAUGUUCAAAAUAAAAGUAUGAGGAUGGAAAAUGGAUUUGGUCUCACCUUGUCCAACAUCAGAGCACCUUGAAAAGUCUGCAGCAUCUAAAGUGGACAAUUUGUUUCCUAAUGCCUCAGACUUAUUUUUUUAAAUUGCAGUUUUCAAGAAUGAUUUCUUCCUGAAAGGACUCCAGAGAGCAAUCUCCAUCUUUGAAGACUCCAGCCUCAGCUAGCAGCAAGGCAGUAUUGAAUCAGACAAAGAACUCCCAUGUCAAGAAUAAUCCACAUCACUGCUUUCAGACGGUUUUCGUCUAACUAGAAACCACACUACACAGUUUUGUUCACGAUAUGGAAAAGCCAGCGUUUUCAGGACGAGCAGUUUCAGCAAAGCGAAAGACCUUAAAUAUUAUCCGAUCCUCAUGGAAAACAAUCAUCAUCAGAGAUCUUCAAAAGCAUAUUGGAGAGAAGUCUUGACUGGUGAUCUACUCAGAGAAGAACUUCUAUAGUGGAAGGACUGUGGCAAAAUGAGCUUUCAGACAUGAUAUAAUAGGAAACGUUUGUCACCUACUUGUAGUGUUCAUUUAGUUACUUGCAAACAGGCCCAGAUGAAAUCUGUUUUUGCAGAAAUUGAACACCCGUCCUCUGACUCUUGCGUGUAUAUUAAUUUCAAGGUAAUAAUGUGUCAUUUAUUCAAUGAUUUCAAAAUAAUUUUAAUUUAUCCCAGCUUAAGGUACAGAGUAGAGUUGGGGUACUCGAGUUCGGACUCUGAGUCAGAAGUCCAGCUUUACUUGUCACGGACAUUUUUACUCGGACUCGAGCUUUAGCACGCAUGUCAUAGAGUCCAUGACUAUAAAAAAAUAACAUAAGGUGACCGUACAUUCUCUUUUUCCCAGACAUGUCCUCUUUUUCAGACCUGAAAAAAAGCAUCCGACCGGGAUUUCAAAAGUGCCUCUAAAUGUCCGGGAUUUGGCUUUGUCUUCAUAAAGACGUUCUCUCUACAGUUAGUACUAUCAUACAUUCUGAGCAUGUAAUACUGCGCAACUGUUUUCACGUGUAUAUGUCCUUACGCGUGAUGAUUCUGGCUGAGAGGGGUAGCGCGCGCUCCACGCGCACGCGUGUUGUGUAUGUGUGCGCUUGAAAGAAAUCACCACACUUGUUCUGCCGCUCUCAUCCAGAAACGUCAAUAACGCAAGAACACUUUUAAAAGUACUUUCCCCAACUCUGUUUUAUCAGACUCGCGUUACUACGCAAAGCCAUUUCUAACUGAACAUGUUGACUAUAUCGAGACAAAAUCAAAUACGCUACAUAUUAGGGAUAUUUAGACUAAUAUGAUGGAUGAAAUUCACCAUGAUGGAAAUUGUAAAACUCAAUCCGUCACAUAUUUGUAGCGCAACCUCUGUGUGUUACUGUAAAGCUGACACUUGCGUUUCAAUGGCAAAAACGCCUGAAACCACAAAUGAGGGGAGAAGUCUCUAUUCACUUAUUAUCCAUACUAAAUGUGAAAAGAGCAACACGUCAGCACAAAAAGAGUUUUGUCGUAAAAAAUGUAUCUUAACUUUAGGUAAGUAGGCUACACCUGGACCGAGCAGGACUGAAAAGUGUAGCAGAAUGAAAUUAUUACAUAUCCAUACGACUCAAGUUAUUACAUAUUUUAUAUUACCAUUUAUUAAAUGUAUUAAACACAUUACAUUUAUUUAAUUACAUUACAUUUAUUUCGCCCAUAAUUAGAUAAAAGUAAACGAAGUCGGAAAAAAAACGUAAUUAAAAUUCAAAACAAUAACUCUGGUUUUAAUGACUAACACAGCUUUCACUUUAAUUCUACGUUUGAGUUGAGGGGAAGAAUCAACAGAACACAAUAAGAAGUGUGUUGAAGGACAGUUUUGUCUUCAUGCACCUAAAGCAAAUGCUUUUAUUCUGAAACCACUGUGAAGUUGGUUCAGCAGGAAACUAAUCAUAAAAUAUAGGUAUUUUACUUACAUUCAUAUUAAUACAUGACAAUUGUGUUUUCUUAGUUGUGAAUGUUAAAAUAAGCUUAAAAUAUUGAUGUUGAAUUUACAGUUACAAUUUGAAUUCAGAUUCAUGGACAGAUUCAUUCAGACUCAACUCGAAUGUUCAGAGACUCAGACUUGACUAAGAUGGACUCGAACCCAACACUAAUAUGGAGACAAAUGCAAGCAAACCAUUUGUAGGUUGAAUACCCUGUAAAUUGUAAAUAUUUUGGCUCUUUGGCACUGUUAAAAUAUUGCUAUGUUUGAGCAUCCCAAACCAUCCCAACAUUGGCAAUAUUGGCUCAAGCAAUGGCUUGACUACAUGCCGGACUAUCUUUUUAUCAGUUCUGUUUGAUGGCACUAGUGAAACUGAAAUACUAGAAAUUACACACUUCACCAUAUAUUCACUUCUAUUGUGGCUAAUUUGAUUUUGCUCAUUGUACCAAGUUUAAAUCCAUCCCACAGAUUUCCCUCCAAGGUAAGAAAAUGUUAAUUAAGUUUGCAGAUUUUGUCUGGGCCUGCUAACAAGCCAGGCAAACCGAUCACAACUAACUCUUAAUGAAUUUCAUUCAUGUUGUUUUACUUAGACCACCUAAGUUUUUGUAACAAACCUUUAUUUCUUGUAUACGUGACAUCUUAUAAUAGAUGUAAAUUAAAUUAAGAAUGGUUACCAAUGUCUAGUCCCAAGUUAUUGGUUAAGUUACAGAUUAAAUGUCCCCCGCCCCCAUCCCCCCUUACUUUGUCUAAAGAGUAAUGACAGUGUUGCCUAACCCUAAAGCAAGCGUUACUUAUUAUUGCUCAUACUUAGGGUUAGGAUUUGGCACGAACCCCAAGCAUUUAACUCAUUCCAUACUGUUUGUUCUAACUACAGUCAUGCACAACAUUUCAAAUAGAGCUUGUUGAAGAGAGAUAUGCCACUUCUUAAUUUUCACUUGGUGGAAGAUAGAAUGGGUGAAACGAAAAAAAUCCCUAAACUGAAAGAGGGAAUUGAGCCAUAUCAAGGGGCCAGGUAUUGACAAUAA